This is a messenger RNA of Bombina bombina (fire-bellied toad), 2044 nucleotides long. RefSeq names its product amnion associated transmembrane protein (gene AMN). The record is from RefSeq and is a predicted model, not a curated record. Gene Ontology annotation, cellular component: endocytic vesicle; apical plasma membrane. The coding region runs from base 1 to 1797 and encodes 598 amino acids. The transcript is spliced from 13 exons. Gene Ontology annotation, biological process: receptor-mediated endocytosis; intracellular protein localization. Lineage: Eukaryota; Metazoa; Chordata; Amphibia; Anura; Bombinatoridae.
AUGGCACAAGGCAUUAUCCCCUGCUUUGUUUGCAUUAUCCAAAGAGCCACUGGCACAGAAGAUUAUAAACGACAAUAUACGAGUAUACAAAUUAACGAAACAGACCACAAGCUAGCACUCUAUGCUGAUGAUGUUCUACUUACACUUUCCAACAUGGAAACAUCAUUACCAAAGACGCUAGAGACAUUUUCAGACUUUAGGCGAGUCUCCAACUUACUCCUAAAUGUCACAAAAUCUGAAAUGUUAAACAUAUCAUAUGAAGAACAAACCCUUAUUCAGCUUACACCGAACUGCCAUCUCAAGAGACAAAAAUCAAAACUGCUUGCAUACCAGCUCCCAACCGUCCCAGACCUGUUGGAGUUGUCAUGGGUUCGGAAGUAUGCCUUUGAACACACUGAUACUGUCUACAAAGAGUGGAUCCCAAAUACAAAUUUUGAUAAUGCUUCAAACUGGAUUGGAAACAGAGUCCCUUGUUCUAAGGAUGAAGUGUUUUUUGAAAAAGAUAAGAAAGUUUCCGUCUAUGUUCAGGCAUCCCACUCCCUGACUGAUAUGUACCUGCCAUUGGAUGGAGAGUUUAUUCUGGCACCUGAGUCUGGAUUCUCAGCGUCACCUGGCAACAAUCCGGACUGUGAGAGAGGAUCAUCCAUAUAUUUCCAUGAUGCUGACCAAUAUCUGUGGGUUGAUCCUAGCGUGUGGAAAUCAGCUCUUUACACAGAUGAUCCUGAGAUGAGCAAAUCUCUGUUUUCCGUGGAUGCCGAGCGUAUUCCCUGCCAGCAUGAUGAUGUUAUCUUUACACCUGAGACAUCUUUCCGAGUGAACUUCAUGAUAAGCAUAUCUGAAAUUCAAGUAAAAAGCAUUUCUGUUCAGGGUCGGAGGUUUAUCAGUGAUGAAGAGUUUGCACAGCACCUGCAGACAAACACAGGGAAGUUACAAUUCCCCAGCCCAGUUCAAAUCAAGAUAACAAAUUCCAGAUGUAACGACAAAACCGGCUGCGUCUGUGGAAAUGACAGGAUGAUACAAGAAAUUUGCUCCGCACUGAUGCAGCAUACUGACAACAAGUGUCCUGAGGCAUCAUGCGUAAAUCCCCUGAAGCUCAUUGGCCACUGCUGUGAAAUUUGUGGUGCCGCUAUAUAUCUGGAAUACACAUCUGACUUUGACUUGGACAUAUAUAGAAAUCGUCUCAUUCACACCUUUCUAAGUCUGCCAACAUACUCUGGAGUUAAACUAGCAAUCUCCAAGGUGCAGAGGCCGCAGAGCCCCCUGGGAAUUCUUCCAGUAGAAUCAGCUUCAGAAAUACAGAUUGUGUUAAUAGAUGACAAGAGUGGAUCACAGACAGGAAGUGAUGCGCAACAGCUGGCCUAUGACAUCAUGUCUGAUAUAGACAGCAAUGGCAAAUCAUUUGGCAUCAUGAAAGGGACAGUACACAUAGCCACUGGCAGUACAUCCAGUGCCCAGCAAGGUCACAUGACUGCAGGAUAUAUAGCUGGGCUCGUCCUGGGUAUAUUUAUUUGCAUUGCGUUGGUGGGGCUCACCUUUUUCCUCUACAGAGCGGGUAAAUUAAGCUUUCCCUCUACCAGAAGUUUAUCUUUUUGGCGUCGCAAAUCUGAAUCCGAAGAUGAGCACAAUGUUGAAAACAAUGGAUUUGAUAAUCCUAUCUUUGCAGAAAACCUGCAGAACUGUCCUGAUGUGCCUGAAAUAUGUACUACUGGGAAGGACAAGCCUAAGGAAGUCACCCUCAAACAAAGUGAUACUAAUUUUAGCAACCCUCUAUAUGAUGCCUCUUCAAAUGACGUUUAAGUACAGUCACUGCCACAUUCUGCCCAAGCUACAGCCUGGAAAGGACCGAUUUGCUACAGAAAUGGUUUCCCCUAAUAUAUAAUUACAAAAAGCAUUUGGCAACAAUGGAACAUUACAGACCUCUUGCUUAUUAUUCCUGUGUAGCUACAGUAGAUGGUAGCAUAAUUACACCAACAUGUGAAUUUUAAUAUUAUAAAGGAAUUAUAUUGAUAAUGUAAAUUACAUUAAAAGAAAACAAAGUAUUAAA